Molecule: messenger RNA, 754 nt
Organism: Branchiostoma floridae (Florida lancelet)
Lineage: Eukaryota; Metazoa; Chordata; Leptocardii; Amphioxiformes; Branchiostomatidae
Exons: 2
Coding region: 20-682 (220 amino acids)
Source: RefSeq, a predicted model, not a curated record
AGUUUAUCACCGUGGGUCUAUGGUGGGCUUCACAUCUCUGCUGUCCCUGUAUCCCUCCGCGUCAGGAGGCGUCUUCACCUCCUUGAACGGUCCAACCACAACGGCCGAUAACAUCCAUGACGUCAUCCACUACCAGGUUUCAGAUAUUCUGACAGGAAAGGACCACUGGCUGAAUUCUACCACAGCCUGCACGUAUCCUGCACCCUGGUGGACGACACGACAGACCAGGAGCACAGCCGUCCCUAAAAUCUCGGACAACUUCUCGCGAGACAAACGUGACUACGAGGGUGUCUACGGCAACCACGCGACAGGCAACUUGACGAUAACCCUGAACACGACCGACAACAAGUUAUACUUCAGACUUGGUCUGAUCGGACGUGGUGUAGUUCUCCCUACCGAGUCUGCUAACCAAAUUCUCUUUCGAGCUGAAGAACCGUUAGAGUAUAUCCCCAAUAUUAUUGCCGAUGUAGAAGUAAAAGGUGGAGAGGUAUUCUCUUUAUCGCUGCAAAGCUAUCCUCCCGAACCGUCUGUUGUGUUCGAGCGAGGCCUGAAGCUGACAGACCCGGACCCUACAGAGCCGGAGUGGGACGACUGUACAGGCGUCUCCGGCUCUCCGGACCGCACAGCUUCGAGUAACACAUUCGCCUUCUUGCUCUUUUUGGCAUAUAUGUUUACUGUGUAAUCUUAUACCAUGUAUGAGAGAAAAUCCGAAGGUCAGGGAAUGUAAAAGAAAGAGCGACACAAUGAUGUAUGC